AUGGAAGAUGCGCAUGUUAUGGUUGAUGACCUGACGAAGUCGUUUGGUGAUUUGUCGUUCUCUCGACGGGGAUCUUUUUACGGGGUGUUUGACGGGCAUGGUGGUGACGCUGCUGCGAAAUUCGUGAGCAGUCAGUUGCUAGGGAACAUUCUUAGCGAUCCUUCUUUCCCAGAUCGAGUAGGACAAGCAAUUUGCAAUGCGUUCAUGCGUACCGACCGAGAGCUGGAGAUGGCGCAUACUCUGGCCAGCGAGCCAAUGGAAUCAGGGACAACCGCGCUGGCAGUGCUGCUUCUGGGAAAGGCUCUGUACGUCGCAAAUGUUGGUGAUUGCCGAGCUGUGCUGUGUCGGCGAGGAAAAGUACUGGAGCUAAGCAGGGACCACCGUCCGUCCUGUCAGUUAGAGAGGGAGCGGGUGCAGCUGGCAGGCGGCUUUAUUGUCGAAGACUAUCUAAACGAUCAACUUGCUGUGACGAGAGCUCUCGGCGACUGGCAUUUGCAGGGCAUGAAGAACAGGGCAGCAGAUGGGGAAACAGUGGUAGGUCCGCUUAUAGCGGAGCCUGAGCUACGUGAGGCAGAGCUGACGGAGGAGGAUGAGUUUCUUGUGAUUGGGUGUGAUGGCCUCUGGGAUGCGUUCCGCCACAGUCAUGAGAAAUUCGCGCCUCAGAAGGAGCUUCUCUGCCAACGAGCUUCAAUCCUCUUAGGGAUGUACAUGUCAACAUAUUGCAUUUUCCACAACUACAACCUCCAUGUGAUAUAUCGGCAUUUUUUGCCAGCAAGGUCUUGCACUGGCAAGUAG
Molecule: messenger RNA, 795 nt
Organism: Closterium sp. Naga37s-1
Lineage: Eukaryota; Viridiplantae; Streptophyta; Zygnematophyceae; Desmidiales; Closteriaceae
Source: the annotation of a GenBank genome assembly